Messenger RNA from Lactuca virosa, 1560 nucleotides. Lineage: Eukaryota; Viridiplantae; Streptophyta; Magnoliopsida; Asterales; Asteraceae. The record is from the annotation of a GenBank genome assembly.
AUGGGAAACACCAAUCUUACCAUGAUCAAUGACUUGACACUUGCACAAGAUGACUACACGAUCAAGGUUCGAAUCAUUCGUCUGUGGAAACAGAUUCGUAUGAUUGGAAUGAUAUUGAUGGACGAAAUGGGCUCCAAAAUUGAAUGUAAUGUGGAUAAACCAUUUGCAUCAUUGCAAGGAAAAACUUUGGAAGAAUAUGGUGAUUACUACAUUCAAAAACCCACAAUAGGGUUAAAUAAUGGUGCUAUAAAAUACAUCCUUACACUUUUCGUUGUCUAUAAUAUAGAUAUUAUAGGAAACGUUUUCCAAUGUUUUCCAUUGGAACCUCCAAAAGACAAACAGGAGCAGAAAAUCACACUAAAAAUGGAGGAUUUAGAAGGACAUGAAGUUUUUGUUACUCUAUGGGGACGUUAUGCUGAUGAAAUUGUUGCAUAUGUUUCAAAGCAUCAUGGUCAUUUUGUAAUGAUUAUUCAACUUGCUAAGUUCAAGAAUAUCCGACAGCGUCCAUAUGUCAACAACACGUACUUGGCUACAAAGCUUUUUAUUGAGGAUGACAUUGAGGAGAUAACUGAGUUCAAAAAAAGUUUACAAGCAAGAAAAAACUCUUCGUGUUCUUCGGUCUCACGUGCAUCCGGAUCAUCGAUCAUGUAUUCACUACAUGAUGAUUUUGUUCAAAAGAACGCCUUUUACAAAAUAUCCGCGAUUCACGAAUUGAAUGAGGGAAGUUGUGCAGUAAUUCUUGGAACAAUAAAGAUGUUUGAAGAUAUACGGAAUUGGUACUAUAAUGCAUGUACAAAAUGCAAGUCAAAGGUUAUUUUAAUGGAUGUUCCAAAUGAGACGGUCAAUGGCUUGGACCGGUUUGAAGAGAAAAAGAUGAUGUUUUCUCCAAAAAAAGAUUGCAAUGUCACACAUGUUAUUGCUGAACCAAGUUACAUGAUCAAAGUUCGAGUUCAAGGUUUAGUUGGAGUGGUGAGUCUUACAAUGUUUGAUCGUGAAGUAAGAAAUCUUCUGAAAAUAUCUGUUGCUGAAUUAAUAUCAAGAUAUAAAAGGUUCGACAAUCCAAGUGACUUUCCAAAUGAGUUGAAUGCCAUGCUCAAUAAAAAAUUGGCUUUUAAGAUCGUUGUCAAGACUCUCAAUUUCUCAAAAUUUGGUCGUUCUUACAACGUUUCCAAGCUAACAGAUAAUGUCGACAUUAUUUCUGCUUUGGAGAACAUUGAGAAGAAGAAUAUGAUUGAACAGGACAUGGAUAAUGAUUCUGUUAAUGUAAUUGACUCAGAAUUUGCAUCUCAAGACAUAGUGGGUUGUAAGGAUGUUAAUUCCCACACUGCUGAUAAUACGCCUGGGUCAAAUAUUCCAUCUGGCAAUAGUACAAGUCCAUCAUCAGUAACCGCCACCAACAACCUCAAUUCUCCACCUACAAGUGUCAAACGUAAACUCGUAGAUAUUUACGAUCUUGAUGAUGACGUUUAUGAAUCGUCAACAAAACCUAAUGCACCCCGUGUUGACAAUGGCAAAGCUGGAAUAACAACCAAAUUGUUGAUUCCUAAGGUGGAAAAAUGA